AUGCUGAAAAUUGGCCUGCCUCACGCAGCUGUACAACAAGCCAUGGAAACGGCAGGUUUAGAUCCCUCAAAAUUACCCGAUCAUCUCGAGGAAGUAGAGUUUCGUACGACGCAUAAUCUGGGAGAACUUCAAAACGUCAAUCUAUCUGCUCUCGUUGUGAAACCCGAGUUCCGCGGUCGUGGCCUGGGGAAGGCUAUGUGCGCGUACGCAGCUCAGGUAGCUUCCGGUCUAGGUGCACAGGAAGUUAUAGGAGGCUGCCUUGAUGAAUUACUUCCCUUUUAUGGCAAGCUUGGUGUUAAAAAAAGGAGUGCUAAGACGAGAGAAGGUAUACCUAAGAUACGGCUUGGAAAUGAAAUGUUUCUUACGCUAGAUGACGAUGUUCUUAAAAAAGCGGAGAAGAUGCUUGAUGAGUCUAAGUCCAAAUAA
Molecule: messenger RNA, 426 nt
Organism: Porites lobata
Lineage: Eukaryota; Metazoa; Cnidaria; Anthozoa; Scleractinia; Poritidae
Source: the annotation of a GenBank genome assembly